AUGGAUCCACAUGGCUGCGAAACGCGUACGUCAAAGGAGGGUCAUCAACGGACAUUGCAAGCACUUGAUCAAUCGGACCGGUACACGCUCCCAACUUACAGUCGCCCUGAUAUCAUUAUUGAGCGAGGGAAAGGCGCUUUUCUCUUUGACACUGAAGGACGGUCUUAUCUUGAUUUUACCGCUGGUAUCGCUGUCACGGCUCUCGGACAUGCGGAUGCCACCGUGGCCCAGGUGCUCUAUGAUCAGGCAACCAAACUGGUUCACAUUAGCAACGCUUUUCACAACGAAAAUGCGGGAAAACUAGCUCAAAAGAUCAUCACCACCACUCGGCAGCAUGGAGGAGACUGGGCCUAUCAGUUAUUUUUCUCUAAUUCCGGCACCGAAGCCAACGAAGGCGCACUCAAGUUUGCUCGUAAAUGGGGAAAACAUAUCCAAGGAAAUGACAAGUACGAAGUGGUGUGCUUUACCAAUGCUUUUCACGGACGAUCCAUGGGUGCCUUAUCAGCCACCUUUAACCCAAAAUAUCGGGAGCCUUUUUCCCCGUUAGUGCCAGGUUUUGUGAGAGUGCCGUUCAACGACACAGAGCAGGCGACAAGAGCCAUUACAGAAAAAACAUGUGCCGUAAUCAUCGAACCCAUCCAAGGUGAAGGGGGGAUCCACGCUGCUUCGGCAGAAUUUUUAAAAGCUUUACGGUCCCGGUGCAAUGAAAAGAAAGCCCUUCUCAUAUUCGACGAGAUUCAGUGUGGUUUGGGUCGUACAGGCAAACUUUGGGCUCAUCAACACUACGGUCAGCAUUGUCAACCUGACAUGCUCACGAUGGCCAAACCGCUCGCCAAUGGUAUUCCUAUUGGGGCUGUUAUGACCAAUGCCAAAGUAGCCGAUAUGCUUGUUAUCGGGGAUCACGGUACGACAUUUGGUGGAAACCCUCUGGCCACCGCUGCUGCAUUAUCCGUGUUUGAAAGAAUUAGUGAACCCGCGUUUCUCGAUACGGUCACUGUUUCAGGAGCAUUGCUCAAAGAUGGAUUGAUGAGUUUAAAGGAACAGUAUCCUGAUAUCAUCCAACAAGUGCGCGGUCAGGGAUUGCUCCUGGGAUUGCAGUUCAGCAAAGAUCCUGCGCCUCUGGUCAAGAUAGCUCGCAAGCAUGGAUUGCUCAUCCUAACCGGUGCUGGAAACACCGUUCGUAUUGUCCCCCCUCUCAAUAUAAAACCAAAAGAAUUAUGCCUUGGGCUGGAAAAGUUGGGCAAGGCGUUACAACAGUUUUUAUAG
Messenger RNA from Radiomyces spectabilis, 1266 nucleotides. RefSeq names its product pyridoxal phosphate-dependent transferase. Gene Ontology annotation, molecular function: pyridoxal phosphate binding; transaminase activity; identical protein binding. Gene Ontology annotation, cellular component: mitochondrial matrix. NCBI's taxonomy places the organism in Eukaryota, Fungi, Mucoromycota, Mucoromycetes, Mucorales, Radiomycetaceae. Gene Ontology annotation, biological process: arginine metabolic process. The transcript has 4 exons. The coding region runs from base 1 to 1266 and encodes 421 amino acids. The record is from RefSeq and is a predicted model, not a curated record.